AUGGCAGCAUAUAAAAAGUUAUAUUUUUUAGCUAUUUUAGCUUUAUUUUUUAAAGCAGUAUCAGCUGAUGAUUUUUCGAACAAUGAUGACGAUGAAAAUGUAUCUGAUAUUAUAAACAUACUUAAAAAUAAAAACCAUGAUUUAUAUAACAACCCUAACUAUAUUAGUGAUAUCAAAAAAAAAUUCCAACUAUUAAAAAAACAAAUCGAUCAAAUGAACAAAUAUGAAAAAGGUGUGACUUCAGGUGAAAUUGGAAAUAUACUCGAAGAAGAAUCUGAAGAAGAAUCUGAUGAAAACUCAAAUGCAGACAAAAUUGUUUUUGGUAUGAGCGAAGAUGAUUUAGACAAUUAUGAUGAUGACUUUUGGGGACAAGGAGCAAAAAAUGUUAUUCCAGUUCCAAAGGACGGCGAUGCAUCCGGUGCAGCUGUCGUAGAAGGUAACGCUGACCCUGCACCAAAACAAGAAGGUGAAGAAAAUAAAGGAGAUCAAGGAACUCAAAAAACCCAAGGAACCCAAGGAGUUGACGGAACUUCAGGAGCUUCAGGAGCUUCAGGAACCCAAGAUGCUAAAGGAUCUGAAGGACCCCAAGGACCUGAAGGAACUCCAGGAGCUAAAGGAGCUCAAGGAGAUCAAGUAAGUAGCGAAAACCCCCCAAAUGGUGAAGGCCAAGGAAAUAACGGAACCUCCCAAAAGGCUGAAGGCCAAGUAAAUAGUGAAACCUCCCAAAAUCCUGGAAGCCAAGGAAAUAGCGUAGACCCCCAAAAUCCUCAAACCAAAGUAGAUAGCGGAGCCCAAGAAGGUGCCAAAGAAGGUGACAAAGCAUCACUACCUGCUGAAGACUCCACCCCAGGAAAAACCGCCUUUUUAGGCACCAUUUUUGAUGACAUGCUUAAAGAACAAAACGGAAAUACUACAAUAAACAACAGUGAAUAUCACAGCAAAUAUAAUGAUCUCAAAACUGAAUGCGAUCUUUCUAUGAGCACUGACGAAUACGAUAUUGCAAAAAAACUCAUUUCAACCUACUUUAGUGGAACCACUGAACAUCCCAUCAAAUUAUAUGACAUACUUGUAAAAGCAAUAACUGAUGAAGAAUAUAAAAAACACUUUAAAAAUUUUAUUUAUGUUAUCUACAGUUUUGCUAAAAAAUAUAACUACUUAAGUAAAACCAGAUUAGAAGACGAAAAUAAACAAUUCAUAACAAACGUAUUAAAUAUCUUAACCACAGUUGAUCUUAAAUAA
Molecule: messenger RNA, 1239 nt
Organism: Plasmodium vinckei vinckei
Lineage: Eukaryota; Apicomplexa; Aconoidasida; Haemosporida; Plasmodiidae
Product: MSP7-like protein
Exons: 1
Coding region: 1-1239 (412 amino acids)
Source: RefSeq, a predicted model, not a curated record